Molecule: messenger RNA, 688 nt
Organism: Antrostomus carolinensis (chuck-will's-widow)
Lineage: Eukaryota; Metazoa; Chordata; Aves; Caprimulgiformes; Caprimulgidae
Product: fibronectin type III domain-containing protein 4
Biological process (GO): negative regulation of inflammatory response
Cellular component (GO): extracellular region; plasma membrane
Molecular function (GO): protein binding
Source: RefSeq, a predicted model, not a curated record
CACCGUCCCCUGUCAACGUGACUGUGACGCAGCUGAAGGCAAACUCUGCCACAGUCUCCUGGGACGUCCCAGAAGGAGAUGUGGUCAUCGGCUAUGCCAUCUUACAGCAGCGGCAGGAUGGACAGAUGCAGCGGUUCAUCCGGGAGGUGAACACCACCAACCGGGCCUGUGUGCUGUGGGACUUGGCGGAGGAUGCCGACUACAUCAUCCAGGUGCAGAGCAUUGGCCUGUACGGGGAAAGCCAGGCCAGUAAGCGCGUCCACUUCCGCACCCUGAAGGAGACCGACCGCCUCCCUUCCAACAGCUCCAACCAAGGUGACAUCACCAUGGAAGGGCUGGACAAAGACAGGCAGCUGCAGACUGGCGAGAUUAUCAUCAUCGUGGCUGUGCUGCUCAUGUGGGCAGCGGUGAUCGCCCUCUUCUGCAGACAGUAUGACAUCAUCAAGGACAACGACUCCAACAACAACAAGGAAAAGACCAAGCCGUCCUCAGAGCACAGCACGCCAGAGCGACCGAGUGGAGGGCUGCUGCGGAGCAAGCGGAUGUCAGGAGCAGAAACUUCCUGUUUGGACUUCAAGGCCCCAGUUCUCCUCCUUCAGAUUUUCCAGCCUCCUGAUUACUCCUUGCCAAAGAUCCCUCCUCUUGGAUCCCCGCUCCAAACUGACCCUGCUCACACCGGGCUGCAAAG